Molecule: messenger RNA, 8028 nt
Organism: Penicillium daleae
Lineage: Eukaryota; Fungi; Ascomycota; Eurotiomycetes; Eurotiales; Aspergillaceae
Product: putative translational activator
Exons: 3
Coding region: 1-8028 (2675 amino acids)
Biological process (GO): regulation of translation; cellular response to amino acid starvation
Cellular component (GO): cytosol
Molecular function (GO): protein kinase regulator activity
Source: RefSeq, a predicted model, not a curated record
AUGGAUCCAAUUCCAUGGGACCAGGUCAAGGCUGGGGAUCUGGAUGCCCUGCGGGUCGCACUCUUCUCGAGUUCGACCUCGCGCAGGCUCCGGGCCCUGCAAGAACUUCGCGAUAGGAGCGGGUCCGAACUACCUCCGGAAUCCCAGCAUGACAUCCUAGCGCUUCUGUUUCUGACCUAUCCUCUCUACGUCGACCGACCAUCGCGACAGGCCGUCCAACAAUGUCUCCGCUCCCUCCUCCGAACGCCGAACGCCGCCGAUCACCUCAAAUAUCUGACCGAGAAACUCAAGGCAGAGGCGGUCAAGCCAGGUCUGGCUUCAACGGCGGGUUUUGUCCUGCUGGAGUGGUGCUGCAUUCUGUUGCAGCAGGUCAGCGAGGAUUCGGCCGCGCCCUUGGCAAUCGUGCUGGAUUUGAUUGCGGUGGACGCCAAGGCUUUGGAGAACUGCUUUGCCCAUACCCCCAAGAUCCCAGUCAGGCAGUCAGCUCUCCGGGUUACUAGGCGGGCUCUCCGUACGACUUUCUCCUGCCAGACAUGGGGCGAGGAAGCUGUGCGCCAAUCGAUUAGCCAAUUGACCACGGAUGCGGCAGCUGGCAAUAAGAAUGCACUACUGCUUGGAGUCAUCUCUGGAGUGUGUGCUCGACUGCCUGCCCGCAAGCCGAUCCUUGAGCAAUCCAAGAAGGCAAUCUUGGACUAUUAUGUCAAGGAGAUCGUGAGCUCUAAGUCGGUCGUGCCUGCUCACGUGGCGGACGGCCUGUCGGAUUUUUUCAGUUCAUUUGUCACUGCAGAGGAUGUGACUACCGAGUUGGUGCCCCCAAUUGAGAAAUCUAUGCUGAGGGCGCCGGAGGUGAUCAUGAAUGGUGUGAUCCCACCACUUUGUGCGUCGCUGCCAGAGGACAUCGACCUCUCGGAGGUCGUCCUCUCUCGCCUGUCGAAGCACCUCCUCUCUAGCAUGAAGUCCAACAAUGCGAACAUUCGGCAAGGGGCUGCUGAUUCAUUCAGUUCAUUAGUUACACGAUGUAAAACAGAUACCUUGGUCCUGAAGAUCACCAGCGAAAUUGUCAGCCCCCUAAAGACACAAAAGAUCACUGCCCCAGAACACCGUGUCGCCUACGCUCAAGCUAUCGCCGCUAUUCCGUCGUCUGCGGAUGUCUCUAAAGAGAUUGUCCAGGGAUUCGGCCCCGUCUUCACGAGGGAGGCCAAUGAAGCUGCUCUGGAAGAGGAGCUGAAGUCUUUCGGCAAGCACCUUGCUUUCCUUAUCCAGUCGUCCGUCAAGGUCGGUGACGACGUUGUUAAUGCUGUUGUUAAGGGCAUCUCCGAUAAACGAGUGCCAUUCCGAAAGAUUUGGCAACUUAGUGUGGGAGAGGUGCUCUGGAAAUCCGAUGUUGCGUCUCUGAAGACUGCUGAGAUCGAGCCGUUGGUUACCAAGUUCCUAGCUAAGAUGAAGGACAUGUUCGGAGAGGUCGCCUCGAACCCGCUCCCUUCGGCACAAAGCGGUGCUUUGUCUUCUGCAUAUAUUUUCCUUGCGCUAUUCCAGCGUGUCUCGGAUAUUCAUGGAUCAGAAAAGGCUACAUGGAAUGAGAAGGUCACUCAGGCUAUGACCAUGGGCACGAAACCCUCUUUCCUCCUUAACCCCAAGGCGUACUCGAAACUCACGUCCUCCCUUGAGAUGCAGUGGCUGGUCCGAGCUUUGGCUGCCAUCACAUCAGGCGCCAAGUUCGCUGCCGCCGAGGAUACUGCCAAGGCUGCUUGGGCGUUGUCUUUUAUCUAUAGCAUAACCGGUCCCUCUUUGGCAACAAGCUAUCGAGAGAGUGCCGUGGAAACUCUAUCCACAGUUUAUGUGAAAGAUGUGGUUUCCAUCGGCCAUGUUAUUAUCAACGCUCUCUGGUCUUGGAUUCAUUCAUUCCGAACAGCGGAGAAGGAGUCAGCCGCUGUCUCUGCCGGGCCUGGUAGCGAACGUCUGCUUCACCUGGUCUUGAAAGCUUUGUGCCCCUCGGCCAAGGCCAGAGAAGAAUCUGGGAUUGCAGCUUCAGACAUCGAAAACCAACUGAUCAAUAUUCUUGUUCUCGGUCGGCCAGAGAUGAUCCCGAACUGUUCAUGGAUUGACCUAUGCCUGAGGUCUGGCUUCGACCCAGGAAAUCUGGUUCGUGCUCACCCAGCCGAAUGUAUAGAGCAAUUGGUCCGUGUCAAUGCAGAUCCAGUGCAAUCUAUUGUUCCCAAUGUGAAUGCUGCGGUGUGGGCCGCAGCAGGUGACCUGGCCUUCGUUGCACCCGACGUCAUGGUCCCGCGCAUCGUUGCUCAGAUCACAGAGGACCUGGAUGGUGCCCGUCUAUCCAAGUUCACAGCUACUGAUGCUGCCAUUGCUCGCACCCCUGAGGGAACCGCGUUCAUUGAUGUGUUGAGUAGCAAGUCGAAGCAGCCAGCCUUUGAUAAGAAUACCAAGGACUACGAUACACUGAAGUGGGAAGAGGAACUGCGAGCCCAGCUGGCCGAGAAGAAGGGCCUGAAGCAAAAGAAGCUCUCGGCUGAGGAGCAAUCAAAGGUGAAUGCCCAACUUGCCAAGGAGGCUAAUAUUCGUGAAGAGGUUCUCCAGGAAGUCAAGCGCAUUGAACGGGGAGCCGGCCUUGUUCGGGGUCUGGCAACUGGUCCUGCCAACGACGCUGAAGGAUGGAUCAACGAGGCUGUUAGCCGUCUGCUUUCUCUUGCUCGGGCUGGCGCUGGACUCUUCGUCGGUGAUGUGGUUUCUCAAGCUUACAUCACUUGCUCCAACGAGUUGUCUUCGCGCUUGGGCAAUACCCGGCCUUUCGUGGGCAUUGCAACCUUGCGUGCUAUUGGUAGAACUAAUCUACCGGCAGAGAUGGAAUCGGAGCACCUUGGUCAACUCGUGACAAGAAUCCUGUACCGCCUGCGAUUUGCUUCCGAGCAGCGUCCCCUUGAUACCCCCUCUCUCGCUUACAUCCUGCCAUUGAUUUUCCUGAUCUUGAGCCAGAACGGAAUUGAAGAGGUAAAAGGAGAUCAGGAAGGUGAGCAGGUGCUGCUUGCGAUCGAAUUUUUGUCAUUCCACACCAGCUCCUUCACCGACGUUCGUCUUCCUCGCGUUGAAGUGCUUCAGCAGCUUCUUUCCGGCAUUCAGAGAUACACUCAACAUUAUAAGCUGAUCAAGGAUACCCUGUUCGAUUUCUGCCGCUGCAUUGCUCCCACUAUCACUAGUGAGGAGCUCCAAACCCUCUUACAAGGCACGAUCGUUCCCGACUCCUCCGUGCGGACUUCUGUACUCCAGGUCAUUGAUGCUGAGAUCGAUCUGACGGAUCUUGAUUUCUCGGAACACAUUUGGCUCGGCUGCCACGACCAGGUUGAGGAGAAUGUCGAGCUUGCUGAAGGCAUCUGGGACGAGAAUGCCUUGGAAGUGGACGACACUUCCUUCUCCAAGAUCAUGAAAUACUUGGACUCUGAGGACAGCCAGCUCCGUGGAGCUGCUGCUCGUGCAUUGGCCCACGCUAUAGAAUUUGACAAGAGCAAGUUUGCCGGUAUUCUGUCCGAGCUUGAGGCCAAAUACUCGGAGGAGGUCAAGCCCAAGGCCCCUGAAAAGGAUGCCUAUGGCAUGCCGAAGAAGAUGGAAAACACAGACAACUGGGUGAGCCGCAGUGGUAUCGCUCUGGCUUUCAACGCCAUGACAAACCUCUUUGAAGGCGAUCAGAUCAUUAACUUCUUGCAAUUCUUGAUUGAGCGCGGUCCCCUCGUCGACAAGAAUUCUUCCGUGCGUAUCCAAAUGGCAGAGAGUGGCAAGUCCGUCAUUGCCGAGCGAGGCCAGCAGAAGGUCGAGGAACUUAUGAAGCUACUCGAAACAGUUCUGGAGACCUCGGACAAGGCCACUCAGAGUUCUGAUCUGCUGAACGAGGCGGUUGUUGUGCUUUACGGAGCUUUGGCCCGACACUUGAAGGCAGAGGACCGUCGUCUACAGACAGUGGUCAAGAAACUUCUCGCGACCCUGCCUACCCCCUCUGAGACCGUGCAAUCUGCUGUUUCCGAGUGCUUACCUCCCUUGAUCAGGCUGUCUGGCCCUAAGACUGCCGAUUACGUCCAGGAGAUGCUCGACUCGCUGCUGAAUGUCAAGGACUACGCUACUCAGCGCGGUGCGGCCUAUGGUCUGGCUGGUAUUGUCAGCGGUAGGGGUAUCUCGACUCUGCGCGAAUUCCGCAUCAUGAGCUUGCUGAAGGAGGCCACCGAAAACAAGAAGGAGCCACAUCAGCGCCAGGGCGCGUUAUUAGCGUAUGAGCUGUUUGCCUCUAUCCUCGGACGGACCUUUGAGCCCUAUGUCAUUCAGCUUGUCCCUCAGCUACUCGCUGGCUUCGGCGAUCCCAGCAUUGAUGUUCGUGAUGCCUGUCUUGAUGCAUCCAAGGCCUGCUUCCAAAACCUCAGCUCCUAUGGUGUUAAGAAGAUUCUUCCCACCCUUCUCGACGGCUUGGACGACACUCAAUGGCGUAGUCAGAAGGGCGCUUGCAAUCUCUUGGGUGCCAUGGCUUACCUUGACCCGCAACAGCUUGCCGCCAGCUUGCCCGAUAUCAUUCCUCCUCUUACCAUUGUCCUCAAUGACACUCACAAGGAGGUCCGCAAUGCUGCCAACCGCAGUCUCCAGCGGUUCGGAGAGGUCAUUAGCAAUCCUGAAGUCAAGAGCCUGGUCAACGUCCUCCUCAAGGCUCUUAGCGAUCCCACCAAAUACACUGAUGAGGCUCUCGAUUCGCUCAUCAAGGUGUCGUUCGUGCACUAUUUGGAUGCUCCCUCGCUGGCUCUGGUUGUUCGCAUUCUUGAGCGUGGUCUUGCUGACCGCUCCGCCACCAAGCGCAAAUCUGCCCAAAUCAUCGGCAGCUUGGCUCAUCUUACUGAGCGUAAAGAUCUUAUUGCACACCUGCCGAUCAUCGUUGCUGGUCUCAACCUGGCCAUCGUCGAUCCUGUCCCGACUACCCGAGCCACCGCUUCCAAGGCUUUGGGUUCGCUUAUCGAGAAGCUUGGAGAGGAUGCUCUGCCAGAUUUGAUCCCCAACCUGAUGAACACUCUCAAGUCGGACACCGGCGCUGGCGACCGACUGGGAUCCGCACAGGCACUUUCAGAGGUGCUUGCGGGUCUGGGUACUACCAGGCUCGAGGAGACUUUGCCAACAAUUCUCCAGAAUGUGUCCAGCUCCAAGGCUGCUGUUCGUGAAGGCUUCAUGACUUUGUUCAUCUUCUUGCCUGCCUGCUUCGGUAACAGCUUCGCCAACUACCUCAGCAAGAUCAUUCCGCCCAUCCUUGCUGGUCUUGCUGAUGAUAUCGAGUCGAUCCGUGAGACUUCCCUCCGCGCUGGUCGCCUGCUUGUCAAGAAUUUCGCAACCAAGGCCAUCGAUCUGCUGCUUCCCGAGCUGGAGCGCGGCUUGGCCGACGACAGCUAUCGCAUUCGUCUCAGCUCCGUCGAGCUGGUUGGAGACCUGCUGUUCAGUCUUACCGGUAUCAGCGGCAAGUCGGAAGCCGAGGAAGAGGAGGAAGAAGCUACCCAGGCUGGCCAGUCCUUGCUCGAAGUUCUUGGAGAAGAGCGCAGGGAUAAGGUCCUUUCUGCUCUGUUUAUCUGUCGCUGCGAUACCUCCGGUAUGGUCAAGAGUGCCGCCAUGGGCGUCUGGAAGGCCCUUGUUGCCUCUCCGAAAACUCUCAAGGAGAUGGUGCCCACUCUAUCCCAGCUCAUCAUUCGCCGCCUCGGCUCGUCCAACAUGGAGCAGAAGGUCAUUGCUUCCAACGCCCUUGGCGAUCUUAUCAAGAAGGCUGGAGAAUCGGUGCUGUCCACCUUGUUGCCAUUGCUUGAGGAUGGUCUUCAGACCUCGCCUGAUGUCGACGUUAAGCAGGGUAUCUGUAUUGCUCUUCGCGAGCUUAUUACUGCUGCUACUCCUGAGGCUCUCGAGGAUUAUGAGAAGAUUCUCAUCUCCACUGUCCGUGUGGCUCUGGUUGAUAGUGAUGAGGAUGUGCGUGAGGCUGCCGCCGAAGCCUUCGAUGCUCUGCAGCAGAUCCUGGGCAAGAAGACCGUUGACCAGGUCCUGCCUUACCUGCUUCACCUACUGAGGAACGACGAGGAGGCCGAACAAGCCUUGUCUGCCCUGUUGACUCUGCUCACCGAGCAGACCCGAGCCAACAUUAUCCUUCCCAACCUCAUCCCUACGCUUCUCACGCCUCCAAUCUCUGCUUUCAAUGCCAGGGCCCUGGCUUCCCUGGCCGAGGUUGCUGGUGGUGCCAUGACGAGAAGACUGCCCAACAUUAUCAACGCUCUCAUGGACGGUAUCAUCCAGACCGACGACGAGGAGCUCCAGUCCGAACUCGAAUCUGCCUUGGAUACCGUGCUGGUGUCUGUGGAUGAAUACGAUGGCCUGAACACUGCCAUGAACGUGAUGAUGACCCUUGUCAAGCACGACGACCACCGCCGUCGGGCCAAGGCUGCUCUCCACCUCAACAAGUUCUUCUCCGAUGCCGAACUGGACUACUCGCGUUAUCAUCAAGACCUUAUUCGCGUCUUGCUGAUUUCUUUCGACGACUCAGACAAGGACGUUGUCAAGGCUGCCUGGGCUGCUCUCAGUGGUCUCACAUCUCACCUGCGCAAGGAGGAGAUGGAGGUUCUGGCGGUCCCUACUCGCCAGAUCCUGCGUCAAGUUGGUGUUACUGGCGCGGAUCUACCUGGCUUCAGUCUUCCCAAGGGUAUCAUGGCUAUUUUGCCGAUCUUCUUGCAAGGCCUUCUCAACGGAACCCCCGAGCAGCGCACUCAGUCGGCUCUCGCUAUUGCGGAUGUUAUCGACCGAACCGGAUCUAAUUCGCUCAAGCCAUUCGUCACUCAGAUCACUGGUCCUCUGAUUCGUGUGGUGUCAGAGCGUUCGGUUGAUAUCAAGUGUGCCAUUUUCUUCACCCUCAACAAGCUGCUGGAGAAGAUCCCUCUGGCUGUCAAGCCCUUCUUGCCUCAGCUUCAGCGUACUUUUGCCCGUGGUCUUGCCGAUUCCUCUAGCGAGACCUUGCGUAACCGUGCUGCCAAGGGUCUUGGUAUACUAAUCACUCUGACCCCCAGAGUGGAUCCGCUUAUCGCUGAGCUCAUUACUGGAUCAAAGACUACUGAUAUGGGUGUCAAGAAUGCCAUGAUGAAGGCCCUCCAGGAGGUGGUUGGUAAGGCUGGUGCCAACAUGAGCGAGGCAUCGCGCACUGCCAUCCUUGCCCUGAUCGACGAUGAUGCCAGCGAUGAGACGGACUCCGUCGCUAUUACCAAUGCUCGCCUACUUGGUGUCCUCGUGAAGGUGAUUCCGGCCGCAUCUGCGGUCCCUCUGAUUAGGCACCGCGUUCUUACGGGGCACUUCUCGCACGCAUCUAUUCUUGGUCUCAACGCUCUCCUUGCCGAAGCUCCUGCCACUCUGAUGGAGAACUUUGUUACCGAGACCUCGGCCGCUAUUUGCCAGGGCAUCACCCACAAGGACCCCUUCAUUUCCGACAACAGUGUACUCGCUGCUGGCAAGUACCUGUUAUCCGAAGAUGGUGACCACAGCUUCGAGACUCACAAGACCAUUUUCGAGGCCCUGACGGCUGCUAUCCAGCCCGGAGGUCCCGUCGACACCCGUCGACUGGCUCUUGUCGUCAUUCGCACCGUCAGCCGCCUGCACCCAGAGUUGACCCGUCCUCAUUUGGCCCUCCUCGCACCGCCUGUCUUCGCUGGUGUUCGCGACCUGGUGAUUCCCGUGAAGCUGGCUUCCGAAGCCGCUUUCCUGUCACUCUUCUCCGUUGUGGACUCGGACAGCGAGGUGUUUGACAAGUACAUGGCUGGUCCCGGUGCCUCGCUAGCCCCCGGGCCGAAGCGUAGCAUGUCGGAUUACUUCAAGCGAGUUGCUAUGCGCCUUGCCACCCAGGCCCGCGAGCGCCGGGUCGCCGAGGGUGGUGAAGGUGGUCUGGGCUUGUCGAAUGAUGAGGUGGAGGAUGAGAAGGAGGUGUGGAGUAUUGGCAAGGUGGAUCUGGGAGAUGAUUCAUUUGGCGAUGACUGA